Messenger RNA from Gloeophyllum trabeum ATCC 11539, 327 nucleotides. RefSeq lists its product as uncharacterized. The record is from RefSeq and is a predicted model, not a curated record. Lineage: Eukaryota; Fungi; Basidiomycota; Agaricomycetes; Gloeophyllales; Gloeophyllaceae. The transcript is spliced from 3 exons. Bases 1 to 327 code for a protein of 108 amino acids.
AUGACCGUGACAUGGGGCGCGAGCACCGAGGAGAACGAUGUCGUUCCUACAUCCGUGCUGACUGCGACUGUAACGAAGUCGGGCGAGCCGAUGCUCGACGAAGCAGUGAUCACCGCUCGUUUCUUGUCGAUCACUUCAACCACCCCCACUGAAGCGCUCCCCGGGCGUAUCCAGACAUCCACGUCGACACUCCCAGUGUCCGUGCUCAGCGACAAGUUCUUCCUGUCAGAGUGGGCAGGAGGCGCCGCCGCAGAUGGGAAGAUGGGCUCAUACAAAGGGUCAAUGACAUAUGUCCCGCUGAUCGACCCGAUGUUCUUCGAGACAUAG